AUGAGCGAAGAAAUAGAGAGCCACAUCCUAAGAAAAUACGAAAUUCUUCAAAAGCUUGGCAAGGGUGCUUAUGGGAUCGUAUGGAAAGCUAUAGACAAGAAGACCCGUGAAGUUGUCGCCCUAAAAAAGGUUUUCGAUGCUUUUCAAAAUGCAACUGAUGCCCAAAGGACAUUCAGAGAAAUAAUGUUCUUACAAGAACUCAAUGGGCACGAAAAUAUUGUAAGACUACUCAAUGUCAUUAGAGCUGAAAAUGACCGCGACAUAUACUUGGUCUUUGAUUUCAUGGAAACUGACUUGCAUGCAGUAAUUAGGGCAAAUAUUUUGGAAGAAAUUCAUAAGCAGUAUAUUUGUUACCAAAUUUUAAAGGCUCUGAAGUAUAUGCACUCAGGACAGCUUCUACACCGUGAUUUGAAGCCAUCAAAUAUAUACAUUUUAUUAUAGAUCUUAUUGGAUUUGGCAAUUUUUUAAAUAAAAUAAUUUCUAAUUUUAUUGAAAAAGAGAUUUUGCCUUCAGAAAGAAAUUGGAAUGCAAUUAAAAGAAGAAUACAGUAAAAAGUAGAAAAAUUUAUAUUAGAAACAAGAGAAUUGCAUAUAAUGGAAAUGGGCUACUUUUGAAUUCUGAAUGCUUGGUGAAAGUCGCGGAUUUUGGCUUAGCAAGAUCAGUUGCAGCUCAAGAAGAAGGGUCAAAUCCGGUUCUUACUGAUUAUGUUGCGACAAGAUGGUAUAGAGCUCCAGAAAUUCUUUUAGGGUCCACAAAAUACUCAAAAGCAGUAGAUAUGUGGAGUUUUGGCUGCAUCGUUGGCGAAAUGCUUGCAGGAAAGCCUAUCUUCCCUGGCACAUCAACACUUAACCAGCUUGAUAGAAUUCUUGAGCUUACAGGAAGACCUUCUCAAGAAGAUAUAGACUCAAUCCAAAGCAAUUUAGCAGCUACUAUGCUUGAAUCGCUUCCGCCAACCCGAGCAAGGUCUUACCAUGAUUUCUUUCCUUCUGCUUCUGAUGAUGCUUUAGACCUUAUCAGGCGCACUUUACAGUUUAACCCUCAAAAAAGGCUGACAGUUGAGCAAGCGCUAACUCCCCCCCCCCCCCCCUCCGUGAGCGAACAAAAAAAUUUUGUUCACUCACGGAGGGGGGUUAAUUUAUUUUUUUAAAAACAAUUUAUAUAUAAAUUUUAUAAAAAAUAUUUUUUUCGAAAUUUAAAAAAAUCCUAAUUUGCAAAAAUUGGGAAGCAAAUAUUAAUUUAAUUUGCAAAAUUUAUGUUUUAAAAACGCAAUUUGUUUAAAAUUAAACAGAAUUAGCUCUAGAUUUCAUUAUACUAAUUAUCACUUAUAUAUCAAAAUUUUUUUCCAUUAAAAUUUUUUCUAUUAAAAAAAUUUUUGUUCGCUCACGGAGGGUGGGUUUUUGGUCAAAAAAUGGUGAUUUUUCUAAUGUUUUUGUUCGCUCACGGAGGGGGGGGGGGGGAGUAAGACAAUUUUUUUUUACAUAUUAAUUUUUACUAUUUUUUUAAAAAAAAUAUUUAUACCCUAUGCUAAGACAUCCUUAUGUGGCGCAGUUUCAUAACUCUGAUGAUGAGCCUAGCUGUCCAAACACUAUUCGAAUUUCAAUUGAUGAUAAUAGAAAGCUGACUAUAAGAGAGUAUAGAGAUAGAAUUUAUGCUGAUAUUUCAAGAAAGAAAAAAGAAAUAAGAAGAAGACAUUUGAUGGCAAGAGGGUAUUAUCAUUAA
Molecule: messenger RNA, 1719 nt
Organism: Blepharisma stoltei
Lineage: Eukaryota; Ciliophora; Heterotrichea; Heterotrichida; Blepharismidae
Source: the annotation of a GenBank genome assembly